Penicillium olsonii is the source of this 3303-nucleotide messenger RNA. The record is from the annotation of a GenBank genome assembly. Lineage: Eukaryota; Fungi; Ascomycota; Eurotiomycetes; Eurotiales; Aspergillaceae.
AUGGACUCAUCCGGCCCACAGGAUGUUCCACGAUUUGCCAGUUUCCGUCCCCUUACCGCUCCUCCUUCCGCCGCAAAUCCCUCGGACCAUGACGAUGCACGUCGCAGUGGCCGAAGCUCCAGUAGAGCGUCACGCCGCUCGCAUCGCAGCCGACAGGAAAGCAAACGCCGAUCCCGUGAAGCGUCUCAGGCCGGGCAUGCAGCUGAGCAAGCUGGAAGUCGCAACGCGGUCGCGCCAGAGCCCACUGUAGCUACAGAGGUAAACGCAGAUUUCCUCCUCGACGCUCAAGGCGAUCGGGACAUUGCACGCUACGGUCCCUCCCAAUACGAGUUGCCCUCAUACAAUCGCGCCGGUCAAGGCUUUGUUGUGGGUGCCCCAGGCAAGCGUAUUACCCGCGAAUCGCGACAUGAAAACGCUCUUGUGUUUGACGAUGCCGCGGGUCUCGCCGCAACUAAACUCCUCUCCGCUACCAAUCUCGCGGCCUUGGACUCGGCCUCACCUGACAUCAUCCAAAAAGCUGCUUCGACCAGAUCGCUUAGCCAACUUCCCGACACCGACCAUCUGCGAGACUUUAUCCCGACGGAAGGGAUGUUGCCAUGGGCCGAAGAAUCAACUGCCACGUUGAUGGAUGAUAUCCGAUCUCCGGAGAAAUCAGACUUCCCCAAAGCAGAGGGCACAGUCAAGGAAUCUAGCGAGGCGAGCUCUGACUCCACCCCCACUGAAACUGCGAUUCUGUUUCGCAACAACGAGCUGUCCGAGCAGGUACACCUCGACCCUGGAAAUAUCACAGCAUGGCUGCAACUUGCUGAGCACCAAGAGCUUUUGCUCGUUGGCGCGAGAUCUGGAGGGACCCCUCUUUCCAAAUCCGAGGCACAAGCCCUAGCCGAAGCCAGGCUUUCGAUAUAUGAAAAAGGUAUCGACAGCAAUCCUGCUAGCCCUCAGCUUGACCGUCUUCUGCUUGGUCGCAUGGAACAAGCUGCACGAUUGUGGGACAAGUGGAAGGUCAUCAGCGAAUGGGAAGACACUCUCACUCUGUACCCAAACUUCAUCAGUGUGUGGAUGGGGUAUCUUGACCACUUCCAGAGGGGUCCAGAUAACUCCACUUUCGAGAAGUGUUUCGGCCGUUUCAAAUAUUGCCUGGAAUUGAUCUCCUGCUAUGGUUCUGGCUUGUACAAAAACCAAAUCAGAUCAUACCUGUUCCUUCGUCUGACGCUGUUCCUUCGAGAAUCAGGAUACACGGAGCAGGCCGUCGGCCUAUGGCAAGCAGUGCUCGAUUUCACGUGCUUCCGACCCUCUCAAAUCGGCACUGGGUACGAUGCUGUUCUGGCCUUCGGGGAAUAUUGGACAUCGCAAACCGCACGUAUCGGAGAGCCUGGUUGGAUCGGUUGGAACCAAGGCGGCAAGUCUUCUUUGCAUGACGAUGAAGACAUUAGUUCUCCUCAGACCCACGCAGACGUCUCGGAAACUUUCAAAACCUGGGCUCUUUCUGAGAGAGGCCAAAUGGCUAAAACUCGAUUGCCGUCUGGUGCUUUCGAUGCCACCCAAAAAGACGCGGCUGAUCAGGUAGUGCUCGAUGACGAUUGCAAGGAGAUACUCCCAUACUUCCUGGAUUACACACUCUCUUUCGAGCCUUUGGUUAAUGCUUUUAUGCAUUUCUGUCACCUUCCUUCGUUGGCGAUGCCACAAAACAUACGAGACGCCCGACUGUGGAGUGGCGACAGUUUUCUUCGCAAUGAGUACAUGGAUGACCCCAAGAGCACGAUUGCGGAUUGGAUCAAGUUCCAACAUAGUGGCGAAUCCACCACUACAGUGAAACUUUUUGCCUUUCCACAUCACAAUUUCCUUCAGAGCACCCACACGCUCUUCGCUGACCCGAACACGUGGUUUUCCUCUCUGCCGAAGUGGGUGGAGACCAACUCUCACGCGUCUUCUGUCCUGGAACCCCAAUUCGUCCAGCGAGUGCUCUUUGUUCUUACCGAUAAGUAUGAGGACACUUGGCUGGGUGAAUAUGCCCUCGCUCUCGCUUUUGCGUGCAGCAACAGGCAGGGCAAAAAGUAUGCCAAGCAUGUUUUAAGCAAACGAUCAUCUGACAUGCGGUUCUACAAUGCUGCCGCACUCAUGAAUUGGCGCACUGGGGAUCGUCCAUUUGCCGUCAAGGUGUGGACAAUUGCUUUGGCCUUGUUCCAGGAGCCUGAGGACAAAUAUCUCCGUGGAUCUGCGACGCUCUGGAAUUCCUGGAUCUGGGAAUUGCUCUCCGAGGGUCGGAACGGGCAGGCAUCAUAUUUGUUGCAGGCAAUCCCCUCCAAGACUAUAGACUUGACGUCUUACAGCGCAGCUGAUGGCACCGAGCUGGACCCCAUCACAUUCUUGAGAGUCCAAAAGUACCUGGUGGCUGCACAGCAGCACGCCAUUGCGCACAACGACCCCCAGGCCUAUUCAUCUCAUACUGAUUGUCUCGCCAUUGCUCUUUAUUUGACCAACCACUCACUUCAGUUGGUCCUUAAAGUCUAUGAUGACGCGGUCAGGUCUCUUAAUGGGCUUGAAGAAAAUGUGACAACGUUCGCCACCGAGCUGCUGUUUCAAGCGCGGGCCCGUUUAGUCUACCUGUGGGUGGAUACAAAGAAAGGGCAAUUCAAGCCUUCUGAGAUCCGUCAAGUCUUUCUCGAAAGCUUGCGCUACUUCCCGCACAACACAAUUUUCCUCUCGCUACUGAAAUGGAAUGACGCGCGAGUGAACCCCAUGGAUCGUACUCGUGACAUUCUCUCAGUGACCACCGGUACAGGCACGCAGACGCCCGAUCACCUGGGUUUGAAGCACCGGAUCCCCAUCACCACCCAUCUCUUCAACAUAUACGUUGAGAUGGGGCGCCCUGUGGUUCUUGGAACGACCGCCCACUCAGUUCGAGCAGCGUUCGAGCGAGCGAUUGAUGAUUCGAGUAUCACCAUCGGAAACACCCGGGCUCACAAGGACAUUCACGAGGUGGGCAGCUCGGGUUCAGGUCAGAGCAACCUUACGCUGUGGCGGCUGUACCUCACGUUUGAACUUUAUGGCCAACGGAACGUGGCUCGGGCCCGUGAGGUCUUUUUCCGAGCAGUGGGCUUUUGCCCGUGGUCGAAGGAGCUGUACAUGUUUGCGUUUGAGCAUCUGCGCGCUGACCUGACAGCCAUGCUCCCGCCAUGCUGGGACAACACCGAGGGGGAGGCAAAUUCGGCAGGGUUCAGCUCUGCGGAUUUGCGCGCUUUGUACGCUAAAAUGCAGCAAAGCGGGUUCCGAAUCCACCGUGAGGUGGAUUCGUAUCAGUAA